CUGUCAGCCAGAAUCAGUUCUGAAGCAUUUCUGUGAAAAAACCAACCUGCGCUAGAAAGGGAAUUCCAAAAUCGUCAUGUUGGCCGUUCGUCCCCUGUUGACGAAGGCACUGUUGUUGCCAGCAAGCAACGGUGCCGCACAAAUUCUACGAUCAAAGGCUACUCUUCCGGUAGUUGAGAAAGACAAACCGGAAAAGCUUCCAUACUCCCCAUUCGGAACCAAACAAUCGAACUGGGCCGAUUGGACUGUCGCUCGCUUAGAUGAUGUAUUGAACUGGGGUCGCAAAGGCUCCAUUUGGCCGCUAACAUUCGGCCUGGCUUGCUGUGCGGUGGAGAUGAUGCACAUCGCCGCUCCGCGGUACGACAUGGAUCGAUUUGGUGUAGUAUUUCGAGCGUCACCCCGUCAAGCUGAUGUUAUCAUCGUUGCCGGAACAUUGACGAACAAAAUGGCCCCCGCUCUUCGAAAGGUAUACGACCAAAUGCCAGAACCGCGAUGGGUCAUCUCGAUGGGCAGCUGUGCCAACGGUGGUGGCUAUUAUCACUACUCGUAUUCGGUUGUGCGCGGUUGCGACCGUAUCAUACCUGUCGAUAUUUACGUGCCAGGAUGCCCUCCAACAGCUGAGGCACUGCUGUACGGUGUUCUUCAGUUGCAGAAGAAGGUCAAGCGCAUGAAGACCCUGCAAAUGUGGUAUCGCAAAUAAGUA
Molecule: messenger RNA, 703 nt
Organism: Anopheles nili
Lineage: Eukaryota; Metazoa; Arthropoda; Insecta; Diptera; Culicidae
Gene: ND-20
Product: NADH-quinone oxidoreductase subunit B 2
Exons: 2
Coding region: 77-700 (207 amino acids)
Biological process (GO): aerobic respiration; electron transport coupled proton transport; mitochondrial respiratory chain complex I assembly
Molecular function (GO): quinone binding; 4 iron, 4 sulfur cluster binding; NADH dehydrogenase (ubiquinone) activity
Source: RefSeq, a predicted model, not a curated record